Messenger RNA from Anastrepha obliqua, 1899 nucleotides. RefSeq lists its product as uncharacterized. Gene Ontology annotation, biological process: maturation of 5.8S rRNA; maturation of LSU-rRNA. Gene Ontology annotation, molecular function: endonuclease activity. The coding region runs from base 120 to 1757 and encodes 545 amino acids. Lineage: Eukaryota; Metazoa; Arthropoda; Insecta; Diptera; Tephritidae. Gene Ontology annotation, cellular component: preribosome, large subunit precursor; Las1 complex. The transcript is spliced from 6 exons. The record is from RefSeq and is a predicted model, not a curated record.
GUUUACUAAUUCCAGAGGUAUAUCAGUUCUCUGAAGUGGUCAUUUAUUCGCACACUAGUAGGACUCAUGAAAGUUUUUUGAAAGAUAUUACAACCCAGAUAAGAAAAGGCUGGGUUAAUAUGGAAGAUAAUAGAAAAGCGCCACUUAACAUGGACGAAGUGCCAUUUAAAAAAAGGAGGACAGUCGUUGGGCCAUGGAAAGAUAUUAAAGAAUUCAACUCGGUCUAUGAGUGGUUAUACGGUGAAGAAACUGAUAUACCGCUGCAAAAGCGUGCUUUAAGUCAAAUUAAUACCUGGUGCUUGCGCCGUAGUACCCAAUGUCCAGCGGGCGUACUCGCAACCAGAGGGCUUCUCGAAGUAAAACACAAAGACGAAGAACAAGCUCAAAAUGCACUAACUGAGGGCGUCCUACAAACAUUAUAUGCCAGUGCUUUUAUACGUUUCUUCAACUUUAUGUCGUCUACAAUGCAAACACAUAAUAUGCGUACAAUGUACGACACUGCACGAAUGCUGGGACUUCCCUCCUUUGUGGUCGAUCUGCGGCACAUUUGUGCCCACGGCCAAGUGCUUCCACCCCUCGAUGUAUUGCGGAGUUCGGUAACGCACUGUUUAACAUGGCUACGUGAUUACUAUUGGAUUCCGCAACUUGAAACAAUGUGUGACGUAGAUGCGAGUAAAAUACGCCGCAAAGACAAGACACAAUUUGAAGAAAGUGUUACGAAAUUAUUUGUAAUUUAUGAUGCAGCACUAGAGUGCUAUUGCAAAGGCGCGCAUAAUAUGAAGAGUGGCAAACGACAUAUUACUGGCAAGCGAUUGGCACAAUUGAGAGUAUACUACGCGGACCAUAAGCUUACUUCCUUGAAAGAUACUCUGGAGGUAGUAAUAAAUGAGUUAAUAUGGCAAGUUAGACGUGAAAUCGGGAUUAAAGAUAUGCCAGAAAUUUUUAUUGAAGCUUUAUUAAAGAUGAAAUAUUUCUUCUCUGUUGGAGAGUCUCAUAGCUCUGGUGAACCACUUGAAUUUAUUAUUGCCGCAACACAGAACUUCUUCCGAAUGUUGGCCGUUCAUGGAUUCAUUGAAGAUCUAUUCUAUAGCUUGAUAGACUUGGCAGAGAAUACAAUUGUAACAGAAACACGUCGUGCUGGGGCCAGUUUUUGGGCUACCCGAAUAGCUGCGGGCUUUGUGGCGUUCCGUAAAUGCAAACAAAUGUAUAAAAUCGAACUGGAGGAGAAUCCUAAUGCACCCGACGUAGACUUCACAACUUUAAACCAAGAAAAUAUAACGAAAAAAGUUAAAAGAUAUUUAAUUUACGCUGGAGUUGACCUAAAAUGUACACCUAUUUUUGGAGAUUCUAUGCGGCGGCCUUGGCUUUGGAUUGUUGAAAGAAGCUUUGUAGAAAACAAGAUAAGCUCCAUUAAUCAAUAUACAGCGCCAAUAGUUAAAAGUUUGCUGCCACUUGUGGAGCCACCGCUUACAACUGCAGAGAUAAGAGGCAUCUCACAACUUGUCGACGCCUUUUUCGGCAAGAAAGUUGGUCCGAAAAAAGAGGUUAAAAAACCGUCAAACACUGAUGAUACCAUACACACAGCUGCUGAAUUGUUGCAAGCUCUUGGUAAACAGGGCGAGCACGAACCAAUGGAAUGUGAUGUUAACGACUCAGUCGAUAAUAAUAAAAAACGGCCUGGAUUAUGGACGCUUGAGAAUGAUAAUGAAAUAUGCAACUGGUCAAUAUGCCCCUUAGGACGGCUGCCAUGGGAAUAGAAAAGUUUGGAAUGGUUCAUGUCAACGAUUUGCUUUAGAGUCGAACAACUUGUUAGAUAGCUUUGUGUAUUUAGUGUAAAUGAUUAGUAUUUAAAUUAACAUGUAACAAAGUUCCAGCAAAAUAUAAACUUUUAGCAGAGAA